Molecule: messenger RNA, 1248 nt
Organism: Coccomyxa subellipsoidea C-169
Lineage: Eukaryota; Viridiplantae; Chlorophyta; Trebouxiophyceae; Coccomyxaceae
Exons: 10
Coding region: 1-1248 (415 amino acids)
Source: RefSeq, a predicted model, not a curated record
AUGCUCCAACGCCUCGAUCUGAAGGGCACAGGGGACGAGGCCGAACGCCUAGCAGGCUCGUCAGGGGCGUUGACAGCUGUGCAGCAGCUGCUGCAUGCCAUCGAAGCCAGAGCGAGUGCAAAUGCAGUCCCGUGCAUCAUCGACCCCAGCCUGCCACAGAUUGCAGAGAGACAACGGUUCUUUGUAGCUAGCAACCUUCACAACAAUGAGAAGCUGCUGCCGCACUUCACCCUGCAGCUCCUGAGCCUGCUGCUGCAGCUGCCCAAGGGCAGCACCUAUGUCUCCAUCUAUGAGAGCGGCAGCAGAGACCGCACAGGGGAGUGGCUGGAGUUGCUGCAGAGCCUGCUCCUGCUGCUUGAGGUGCCCAGUAGCAUUGUGACAGGGGGUUUGACGCGCGCGGAGGGGGAGGACCGGAUAGACUUCCUGGCCCAGGUGCGCAACCGCGCGCUGGAGCCGCUCUGGCGCGGCGCCGGCGGCAACGGCAGCGCUGCCGUCUCGGGCGAGGGCUUCCGCGCCGACCGCAUCGUUUUCGUCAACGACGUGUUCUUCUGCGCGCGCGACGUGGUGCGGCUGCUGGCGCAGGAUGGGGACUUGUUGUGCGGUAUGGACUUCCACGUGGACGUGCGCGAGGGGUGGGACCGCCAUUGGCGCAACAUCCCCGCAGCAGAAAUCAUGCCCUACGGACCCCACGGGCCCCAGCUCGGGUACAAGCACCAGAAUCACGACCACCUGAUAUUCUACGACAGUUGGGUGUCGCGAGACCUCUCCGGCAUCCCCUUUGCCAACUCCCGCCCCUUCGUGCUGCACCAGUAUUCGUUGGCGCGGCUGCAGAAGGGGCUGCCUUUUCCGGUGUCCUGCUGCUGGAAUGGCCUCGCCGUCAUGAACAGCGCCCCCUUCCAGCAGGGCUACCAGUUCAGGACGCACAGGCGGGGAGAGUGCGAGGCGUCGGAGGGCAGCCUGAUGUGCGAGGACUUUCUGCGCGCCGGAUACCAGAAGUUCAUCGUUGACCCGGGCGUGCGGCAGGCCUACUUCCCAGAGACCGCUCGCAAGCUCUACACCGACAAGGUGAGCUUCAUCCCGCUGACAACGUGGGACGAGGUGGCGGCCGCGCCGGAGCCGGACUUUGGAUUUGGGCCGCGGCGGUUCCACAUGACAUGCUGCCGCAAGCAGGCCGGGGGCGACAUCGUGCACUGGGAGCAGUGCCGCCCGGGGGAGGUUUUCACGCGCACGCUCGGCUGUGACGCCUGA